Molecule: messenger RNA, 9570 nt
Organism: Symbiodinium natans
Lineage: Eukaryota; Dinophyceae; Suessiales; Symbiodiniaceae
Source: the annotation of a GenBank genome assembly
AUGUUUGGAAGAUGGACUCUGGCUGCAAGCUGCUUACUCCUUCAGGUCCUAGCCCAAUGCACACGCGGCCAGCCCGGCUGCAAGGCUCGGAAUCAGGGUUCGACUCUGCUCCAGGUGCGCGUGCGGGAGUCUUUACAGAAGGCACCUUCCCUGGGGCCUUCGAAAGACUUUGUCCUCCUCGAAAAUGAGGAUGGCAAUUGCCUCAUGGCCGUUGACGCUCCGAUGAAUGGCAUCCAUCCCACCAUGGCCGCCUGUGAUGGAGAUAACUUCUUGCAGAAGUGGGCAUACGAGGAGAGUUCUGGCCUGAUUCGGCACACUGGCGGCAAGUGCCUGGAUGCCUCACAGCGAGAGGUUCCAAACGGCUUGGUGCACCUAUGGUCCUGCGACAGCAGCAACGAGAACCAGAUGUGGGAGUGGGAUUCCGGCAACACCGGGAGACUGAAGAAUCGCUACGGCAUUUGCCUCGAUGCGCCCGAUCCACAGGUUGAAGGGAGUGGGGUGCACAUGUGGACCUGCGACGAGACGAUCACCAACCAGAAGUGGCACUUCGUCGCAGCCGACACGGAGAACUUCACGACGGCCGUGCCAUCCUCGAGCACGGGAGAGCCAACGGAGAGCACAACGACAGGGCCCACCACGACAACAACGACACCCACGCCCCUCUCUGCCUUCCGCAACUGUCAGCUGGAGCCGCUGGUGGAAGGCUCCGGCUGCAAGCUCUUGGAAGUCGCUGAGGGCAAAGAGUUUGAUGUGGGCGAGAAUGGGCAGGAGACGAGCGGCCGGCAUGCAUGCUUGCAGAAGCUGCGUACAGUGGCGGAGGCAGACACCUUUGUUCACUCCCUUGGCCGGUGCGAGCUUUGGCAGUGUUCCACACUGGCCCGGGUUCGGAUGUCCUCGGGACCUGGUGGCGGCCUCUCCGAAUCGCCCUAUGCCGUCACGCUGAAGACCGCUGGAGGACGCUACAUCACCGCGGCCGCAGAUGGAGCCAUGAAGGCUGAGGAGGAGGCCUUUGUCCCUGAAGCCCUGUUCUUGCUCAUGCCCGCAGAGGCCGGGAAGUUUGUGCUGAAGGCCCAGAACGACCGAUUUGUGAAAGCCGAGCCCGGUGGCCACCUUGCUGCGGUGACGGAGGCUUGGGAUGACUGGGAAGAGUUUGACGUUGUCAGGCAUGACAGCGGCAAAGUGUCGCUGCGCAGCUUUCACAACACCUACGUAUCGGAAGGGAGCGGUGGAAGCGUGGCAGCAAAUGCUGGAUCUGCAACUGAUGCGACUAUGUUGGAACUUGUGAACCGGUCCCAGGCCAGCCAGCAAGAUGGUUCGGCAGGGUCGUUUCGCAAAACUGUGUCAGAUGGACUGAGUCAUUCAGUAUGCGCCCGGCCCGCUGAGCAAGCGGCCGUGAGAUGCUGUUCCAGUGAUGGCUCCGUGGCGAAAGAGGAUACGUAUGGCUGCCACGACAGGAAGAACUAUUCCGAGGCCGUGGCCAUUUGCGAAGAUCACGGCCUGCAGCUUUGCACAGACGUGCAGGCCAAGGGCUGCAGCGACUGCACCUGCAGCUUCGAGAACAAGCAGAUUUGGACCUCCUCAGCCUGCAAAGGUACCGAGGGCCUCACCCAACGAAGGCUGAGCCAAAGGAACGACCGCGCCGCGGUUGUCAGCAACCUUUGUGGCUACCAGCCGGGCAAGGGUGGCCUGCAUGGCGAGGAGGUGCGAUCCACGGUUUUCGUCAAGCUGAUGGAGUGGAACUACAACGACGUAGCCAAGGAGUGUGUGGAAUACCUGGCGCCCAAUGGCUUUGAUGCCGUCCAGGUCGCACCCGUCACGGAACACGUGUUGGGCUACCAGUGGUGGGUGAAAUAUCAGCCUGUCUCCGCUGGCCUAGACACGCGUUCGGGCACGGAGGCGGAGUUCAGGGCGAUGGUGGCCACCUGCCGCGCUGUGGGCGUGCAGGUGAUUGUGGACAUCCUCAUGAACCACAUGGCGUCCCCGUGCAAGGCGGCCUUGAAGCUCAAGAAGAAGGCCAACCGAACCAAAGAUGAAGCUGCUUGGCGGCAAGGCUGUCCAUGGAUGUCCAGUUCCUGGAUACCUUUGAAGCGAUGUUCCGUGCCUGAGGACAUGCCUUGCGUCGGCUGGGGUGGCAGCCGCUAUGGCAAUCGACUCCAGAAGGGUGCGCGAGGAUGGGACGCCGCAAGCCCGAAGCACUUUCAUCACAAGAAGGAGGACCCUGACCAUGCACCGCAAAUGGAUAAGGGGCAGCUCUUGUCGUUAAUCCGCUUCGGAUUGUCAGGUUUUGGGUGGUUGGAUGAAGUAGUUGUCCUGGAGAAGCAGGGACAGACGCAGGCCAUGAUUCCACACACGGAGUUCCCUCAAAUUUUACUGAUCAGUUUUGCAAUGCUGAUCUCGAAGGAUGACACCCAGCCGGCAUGCAAGGCGGAAUCUGACGUGCGGUUGCUUCUGUUGCGGAAGUUUCCUGGUUCUGGCCGUUUCCCCGUGCAGUCUCUGCAACAAUUACCUCAGUGCAAGUUCCCAGCAGGUGGGUCCUCAGACUGGGUGGCUGUGUAUGCCCUCCCAGACUACGCCACGGAGCUCGAAGAGGUCCGGGAGAUGCAGUUCAAGCACCUGGAGGAGCUCUUCCACAUCGGCGUUACUGCGCUUCGCGUGGACGCCGCAAUCUACCAUCACGUCUACGAGCUCGCGGACAUGUUGAAUGGGCUCCCGUGGGAUCUCGUCUAUCAGGAAUGGUGGGGCGAAUAUCCCCCGCACGACCGAACUGAGUACGUUGGCUUGUACCGGGAUGUGGCGUACCGCUGGCAUUUGGUGAUGCUCAGUCUGCACUUGGAGAAUCGGUUGGCAGGCAAGAACGCCACGGAUCUCCCCGAGCUUCUGGAGCUGGAUGGCGGCGUCUUCGGCAUCACGCAGGACAUGGCUGUCUACCCCUUCGCGUAUCACGACGGCCGCAGCAAGGAUGCAGAUCCUGAAAUCGCGACCUACAAGAAUGGGCUGGCCUUCCACCAGCAGCAGAAGUUCUUCCUGUCGUGGCCCUUUGGGGAGAAGGUGCUGGUUUGGGGUGGCUACGGGUGGCGGGACCUUAACCAUGGGCCACCGGGCUGCGACAAGUCAGAUGGUGACCACUGUACGCCAGACUCCGUCUACGACGAGGGCGGAAAUGCUCAGUGCAUGCCAGCCCCGACGGUGUCUCCACUUUCCAAGUCGGACGCACGGGAGCGGCGGUGGAUUUGUGAGCACCGCUGGCAGGGUGUAGCAGGCAUGAUGCACUUCCGCAAGGCCUGCCGACAGCAUGCUGUGACGGAGAAGUGGGAAGGUGGACAGACCGAGGGCAUAGGGGUCGGCCGCGUCGCCUUCCGCCUCGGCAGCGACUGCUUCGUGGCGCUGACCCGCGGCAGGAGAGAGGACGAGGACGAGGACGUGGCCGGCGUCGGCGGGACCUGGGACUUGGCGGGCCUCAAGGUCGAGCUGCCCCAAGGUCGCUACUGCGACAUGUCCUCCCUCCACACGCAGAAGGGCUGGGACCAAAGCAGCUGCCCCAGGGAGGUGGAGGUGGACGAGCAGGGAGUGAUCCGACAUGGCUCCGUCACGCAGGGAGAGCUCCUCGACUGCGGAUCAAAUACACGCGAUGUAGCAUGGACAGGCUGUAAGGACCUGUAUCUCCUUGAAUCGAAGGCCUCGAAGUACUUUAAGUACCGCAGUCUGUUAUCGUUCAUACUUCUGCAUGGAUUACAGUGGUUGCAGCAGCAUGCGACGAGAAUAUGGCCAUGGUGCCAUGGUGUUAUAGUGACCAUCGCUCAGACUUCCUUCUUCCUUCAAGACGUAAGCCUGCCGGACGCCCAGUACCAGCAGCCGCAAGAUGGCAAAGAUGGAAGGGCUGCUGUAAAGUGCAAAUCGCAGGUGCAAGUCGAUGCGGCCGCUGGAAGGCCCAUAGGCCCUAGAAACCCGCAGCAGUCCGUUAUGGCCAUGUGGCUGUUGGCCCUUCUGCUGGCUGCUGCCCACAGCCACAGCUGCCCGGAGCGGGGUCGUGGGCGUGAUUUCGUGCUGCUGGAAAACAAUGAUGGUAAUUGCUUGGAAGCCUCCAAUGCUGGGCACAAUGGCGUGCGCCCCACUAUGCAGGCUUGCGAUGCCGACAACUUCCUGCAACACUGGGAAUAUCACGGCGAGACAGGCCUGCUCAGACACGUAGGUGGCAAAUGCCUCGAUGCUUCUCAAAGAAGUGCUAACGCCGGGCUCGUUCACCUAUGGGCAUGCGACGCCAGCAACGAAAAUCAGAUGUGGGACUGGGAUGGCACUGGAAGGGUCAAGAAUCGGUACGGUAUCUGCAUGGAUGCCCCAUCGCCACAGGCUGGGGGUAGCGGCAUCCACAUGUGGACUUGCAUUGAUGGUCUAGGCAACCAGCAAUGGCACUCUGUACCUGCAGGGGUGAGAAAUUUCACCACAGCCAAGCCAAAGGCAAGCACCACAACCACUACCACGACCCUAGUCACUACCUCCUCGGGGAGUGCCACGCCUACCACACCUACCACACCUACCACACCAACCGGGACACCAAGCACCACAGCAGUGACCACAUUACCCAGUACGACCACGACUACCACGACCACACCCCAACCACUCACAGCGUUCCGAAACUGUCAGCUCGAGCCCUUGGUCGAGGGUUCUGGCUGUCGCCGCUUGGAGGUCUUCGAAGGGGAGCAGUUUGACAUCGGCGAGAACAGCCAGGAGACGGCUGGCCGCCAUGCUUGCUUGAAGAAGCUGCGUCUAACCAAGGACGCCGACACCUUCGUCCACUCUCUGGGUCGUUGUGAGCUCUGGCACUGUGCCACACUAGCACGGGUGAAGAUGUCGGCAGGCCCUGGAGGUGGGCUGUCCGAGUCUCCUUUCGCUGUCGCUCUGAAGACAGCAGGGGGCCGCUACAUUACUUCUGCAGCUGAUGGAACGAUCCGAGCCGACGAGCAGGCUUUCGUGCCGGAGGCUUUGUUCUUGCUGAUGCCAACCGAUCAUGGCAAGUUUGUGCUGAAAGCGCAGAAUGACAGAUACCUCAAGGCAGAACCUGGUGGGCACCUGUCUGCUGUAACAGUGAACUGGGAUGACUGGGAAGUGUUCGACGUCGUGAAGCAAGACGGCGGCAAGGUCGCUUUGAAGACUUUUCACAACACCUACAUCGCUGCAACCGAGGAAGGCUUCGUCUCCGCUACAGGUUACGACAUCACCGGGGAGACGAUGUUGGAGCUUGUCAAUAGGUCCAGAGCGGCUUUUGACCAGGGCCUCAACCAAGUCCAGUUUCACAAGACUGUCUCAGAUUCCUCCACCCAUUCAGUAUGCAGCAGACCAGGCGAGCGAGCCGCUGUGAGAUGCUGCUCUGAGGGCGGCGUAGUGAGCGAAGCCACGUAUGGGUGCCACGAAAGGAAGAAUCUGUCCGAAGCAGUGGCCAUCUGCCAGCAGAAUGGUCUGGCGUUGUGCACACCGGCACAGAUCUCAACCUGCAUUGGCUGCAGCACCUGCAGCCUCGAGAACAAGCAGAUUUGGACUUCCUCAAGCUGUGAAGGGACAGAGGGCCUCACCCAGCGACGGCUCAGCCAAAGGAACGACCGCGCCGCGGUCUUCAGCAGCUUCUGUGGCUACCAGCCGGGAAAGGGCGGCCUCCAUGGUGAGGAGGUGAGGUCCACAGUCUUCGUCAAGUUGAUGGAAUGGAACUACAAUGACAUCGCCAAAGAGUGCACAGAGUACCUGGCCCCAAACGGCUUUGAUGCUGUCCAGGUCGCCCCCGUUACAGAACAUGUUUUGGGGUACCAGUGGUGGGUGAAGUACCAGCCAGUGUCGGCGGGCCUGGACACGCGCUCGGGCACUGAAGCAGAGUUCAGGGCUAUGGUGGCCACUUGUCGGGCAGCUGGAGUGCAGGUGAUUGUGGACAUCCUGAUGAACCACAUGGCGGCCCCAUGCCAAGAGGCGAAGAAGAUGAAGCACAAGACAGCCAACUGGACGGUGGACUCGGAUAUGCCGUGCGUUGGGUGGGGUGGCAGCAGGUAUGGGAACCGCAUGCAGCAGGGCGCAAAGGGCUGGGACGCUGCCCUGCCUCGCCACUUUCACCACAAAAAGGACGACUCGAUGCAGCCGUGGUGUCAGGUGGGGCCACAGACCGGUUGGCUCUGCCCGGACGAUGACUGCACACCAUGCGAUAUGUAUGCGCUGCCCGAUUUCGCCACGGAGUUGGAGGAUGUCCGCGAGAUGCUGUUCAAGCACCUGGAGGACCUUUUCCACAUUGGCGUCACGGCGCUUCGUGUGGAUGCUGCCAUCUACCAUCACGUCUACGAGCUAGCUGCAAUGCUCAACAGGCUCCCAUGGGACCUGGUGUACCAGGAGUGGUGGGGGGAGUAUCCCCCACAUGACCGCACAGAGUACGUGGGCCUGUAUCGGGAUGUGGCCUAUCGCUGGCACCUGGUGAACCGGUUGGCGGGCAAGAACGCCAGUGAGCUGCCUGAGCUCCUUCAGCUGGAUGGCGGUGUGUUUGGGAUCACGCAGGACAUGGCUGUCUACCCCUUCGCGUAUCACGACGGCCGCAGCAAGGAUGCAGAUCCUGAAAUCGCCACCUACAAGAAUGGGCUGGCCUUCCACCAGCAGCAGAAGUUCUUCCUGUCGUGGCCCUUUGGGGAGAAGGUGCUGGUUUGGGGUGGCUAUGGGUGGCGGGAUCUUACACAUGGGCCACCGGGCUGCGACAAGUCAGAUGGUGACCACUGUACGCCAGACUCCGUCUACGACGAGGGCGGAAAUGCUCAGUGCAUGCCAGCCCCGACGGUGUCACCGCUUUCCAAGUCGGACGCACGGGAGCGGCGGUGGAUUUGUGAGCACCGCUGGCAGGGUGUAGCAGGCAUGAUGCACUUCCGCAAGGCCUGCCGACAGCAUGCUUUAACGGAGAAGUGGGAAGGUGGACAGACCGAGGGCAUAGGGGUCGGCCGCGUCGCCUUCCGCCUCGGCAGUGGCUGCUUCGUGGCGCUGACCCGCGGCAGGAGAGAGGACGAGGAUGAGGACGUGGCCGGGGUCGGAGGGACCUGGGACUUGGCGGGCCUCAAGAUCGGGCUGCCCCCAGGUCGCUACUGCGACAUGUCCUCCCUCCACACACAGAAAGGCUGGGACCAAAGCAGCUGCCCCAGGGAGGUGGAGGUGGACGAGCAGGGAGUGAUCCGACAUGGCUCCGUCACACAGGGAGAGCUGCUUGCCAUUCACAGCAUUCGGUUUUCUCACCUUGCGCUGCAGGAAGCUCCCCUGGAUGAGGCACAGAUGCGAAUCGUGAUGUCUCCACGCAUGUUCGUGCCGAUUCCUCCUUCUGCCAAAGCAGAUAGUGUAGAUUUUGCAGAAGGAGGUGACUUGGAGCAGAGACCAACAACCAGCUCCAGCUGGGCGUCUUUAGUUCAAAGCCUACAACAGGCCCGGGGCAUGGAGCCGCUGGGUUCCCAACCCGAAGGCAACGAGGAGGGCGAAGUGCAACUGGACGACAUCCACGAGGAGUGGUUCGUGGAGGCCAGUGAGAAGGUUGAUCUUCCACCACCCUGGGAAAAGCGGCGCGUUCGAGGUGCGGGAGACCGGCCUGGACGGAUGUAUUUCCUCGAUCCCAGGUCGAAGCGUACUACCUGGAAAGACCCCAGGUUCCUGCCAGAGAGCUGGGACCAGCGUGUGGAUGCAGCCAGUGGCAAGGUGUACUUCCAGUACCACAAGACUCGGAAGACCACUUAUGUGGAUCCCCGAAGCUGCCCCGUGGGCUGGGAUAUGCGCCUUUCCAAGGAUGGCGAGAUCUACUUUGCCUACAUCCCGGCCAUGCGCACAACGCUCAUCGACCCGCGAGGCUUGCCAGACAACUUCGAUGCUGCCCUGGAUGACAGCGCCAGGAUGUACUUCAAGAACCAUGAGACCCAGUCCACAACCUGGGACGACCCCCGGAGUGGUCAGCAGGAGGUGACUCUGACCAAAUGGAGACAGGCGCAGUCCACGCGGUGGUGGAAGGAGCAGGUUUGGAGAGAAAUUGAAGAGAUGAACAGGCGCAAGGAUGAGGAGAAGGCCACCGAGCCUGGGGACGAGCCCGAGCCAAUCCUGGAGCGAGGAUCUGCGACCACACAGCUCACAUGCGGCUUCGCUCGAACCUGCACUAGCCUAAUGGUCUUGGUCGCCUUUGCUCAUGAUCCACAGCUGGGUGGCCCGCGCUGCGAUGAAGAGUUUUCUGUGGUCCUAAUUGUGCUAUCUUCAACGUCUGAGAUUCCUAGCAGUGUGAGAUCGUGGGCUUUCGAGAGCAGAUUCCGAGUAAGGCUGCUUGCGCUGCAAGAGAAGGCUGAGACUCACUUGGCAUCACAUCUCGGCAGAAACUUCGAGAAUCUAUGGUGCUGCCAGGUGCUGCGACGGUUGGAGUUGGGAUGGCGGCAGACAGAACGCUUUGGUGUCGCGCUGAGACGGCCGACCACUUCCGCCACGGCAGAUGUCACAGUUGCGGCAACUGAGGCUACGACCACCUCCAGAACCUGCACCUCCUUUUUGCAGUCGCAGCCCUGGUUCAAAGCAGUUCGCGACAGGGCCUGUGAUAGCAUUGGAGGAAAAACGAACAAGUGUACUUGCCAGGAGCGGGUGGUGGAGCCCAUGAUGCCCACGGAUGUGCCCCUGAGUCCUCCUCGGGUACCAGCGCCAUGGCAACGCAUGACGGGGGAAAAAUUUCGCGAGGGUGUUAGCUCGAAGGGGCUGCGUCCUUUGUUGGAGGAGGCAGGUGGCUUGAUCCAAAUCAGCAACUUCUUGCCCACCAAUCAAGCGGAGGAGACGCUGCAGAUGCUCCAGGGCAUGACCCCAGAAGAGUGGACGCUCUCAGAGAACAAGAGUUCGGUCGACGCCGAUCAUCAUUUCUGGAGGUACGAGGGAGUCAAGCUGGACGGCAUCAAAGCGCUGAUGCAGGAGUUGGAGCCCCAGCUGCACCCGAUCCUCCACGGUGCAAAGUACGACAAGGGAGGCAAGAUCACCUUGCACAACGAUGCCCUCCGUUGGGUUGUGAAGCCAGCAGAGGCUUCCGAGCGCUUCCCCCCUGGGUCCGAAGUGUAUCGCAAAGUUGCCCUCAUCUACUACCUGACAAAGGAUUGGUCUGCUGACUUUGGUGGUUGUCUAGUUGACAACAUGGAGGACGGCCCCAAAGCCAUCGUCCCGGAGUUCAAUUCCCUCGUGGCCUUCGCAGUCCCUCGAGAACAUUGGGUCUCGGAGAUGAAAGAGGGCAGUCCACUUCGUUACACCCUCUUUGGCUGGCUCCACGACUUCGAGCCAUACCCAGCCGGGGCACUGAGACCUCUCGGCUCAGGGAAUCCGGCCCCGGGCGUGAACAGCGAUGGAAAGGUUGCAUCGUGGAUCGAGACUAGCAGCGAAGCCCAGGCCGUCAUCGCCGCAGUGGAGGACGCGAAGCAGCAGUGCGAGCACGGCUUCAGGAUGCGCUUCGGAAUUUCCCCGGCGGACCUGCGACUGGGGGAAGCCACCAGCACCGCACAGAGACUGCUGUUCCAAAUGCGGCAGCGGGCGAUCCACAACCCGCGUUUGCUCUCCAGCUGA